Budorcas taxicolor (takin) is the source of this 2097-nucleotide messenger RNA. RefSeq names its product SH3 domain containing GRB2 like, endophilin B2 (gene SH3GLB2). The transcript has 12 exons. Gene Ontology annotation, molecular function: protein binding. Gene Ontology annotation, cellular component: cytoplasm; membrane. Lineage: Eukaryota; Metazoa; Chordata; Mammalia; Artiodactyla; Bovidae. The coding region runs from base 114 to 1451 and encodes 445 amino acids. The record is from RefSeq and is a predicted model, not a curated record. Gene Ontology annotation, biological process: membrane organization.
GCGCGCUAAGGGCCGGAGUCCCGGCAGCAGGUGGGCGCGGGGAAGGCUGGCGGCGGCGGGCCGGGGACUGCCGGGCGGCGCUCGGGCCGGACGCACCGGCCUUGAGGAGCGCCAUGGACUUCAACAUGAAGAAGCUGGCGUCGGACGCUGGCAUCUUCUUCACCCGGGCCGUGCAGUUCACAGAGGAGAAAUUCGGCCAGGCCGAGAAGACCGAGCUUGACGCCCACUUUGAGAGCCUCCUGGCCCGGGCAGACAGCACCAAGAACUGGACCGAGAAGAUCUUGAGGCAGACAGAGGUGCUGCUGCAGCCCAACCCCAGCGCCCGAGUGGAGGAGUUCCUGUAUGAGAAGCUGGACAGGAAGGUGCCCUCGCGGGUCACCAAUGGGGAGCUGCUGGCGCAGUACAUGGCCGAGGCGGCCAGUGAGCUGGGGCCCACCACCCCCUACGGGAAGACGCUGAUCAAGGUGGCGGAAGCGGAAAAGCGCCUGGGAGCGGCCGAGAGAGAUUUCAUCCACACGGCCUCCAUCAACUUCCUCACGCCCCUGCGCAACUUCCUGGAAGGGGACUGGAAGACGAUUUCGAAGGAGAGGCGGCUCCUGCAGAACCGGCGUCUAGACCUGGAUGCCUCCAAAGCGCGGCUCAAGAAGGCCAAAGCUGCCGAAGCCAAAGCCACGACGGUGCCUGACUUUCAGGAGACUAGACCGCGUAAUUACAUUCUCUCGGCCAGCGCCUCCGCGACUCUGGAGGACAAUUGCCGCCCCCCUUCCUGGGCCGAGUGGAAGGAGGACUAUCCAGGAGGGUGGAGACGGCCCUGUUUUUUUCUUGUGCCUUUGAACCCCAGUCUGACUCUGGCACGAGGCUGCCUUUCUCUGCCGAAGGACGGAAAGCUCUGGAAUGAUGAGGUGGACAAGGCUGAGCAGGAGCUCCGAGUGGCCCAGACGGAGUUUGACCGCCAGGCGGAAGUGACCCGGCUCCUGCUGGAGGGGAUCAGCAGCACCCAUGUGAACCACCUUCGCUGCCUGCAUGAGUUCGUCGAGUCUCAGACCACGUACUAUGCCCAGUGCUACCGCCACAUGCUGGACCUCCAGAAGCAGCUGGGCAGAUUCCCAGGCACCUUCGUGGGCACCACCGAGCCCACCUCCCCAGCCCUCAGCAGUACCUCGCCCACCACCGCCGCAGCCACGAUGCCCAUGGGGCCCUCUGUGGCCGACCUGGCCCCUCCAGGGGAGGCUGCUCUCCGCCUGGAGGAGGUGGCCCCACCGGCCAGCGGAACCCGGAAAGCCCGCGUUCUCUAUGACUACGAGGCAGCAGACAGCAGCGAGCUGGCCCUGCUCGCCGAUGAGCUCAUCACUGUCUAUAGCCUGCCUGGCAUGGACCCCGACUGGCUCAUUGGCGAGAGAGGCAACAAGAAGGGCAAGGUCCCCGUCACCUACUUGGAACUGCUCAGCUGAGCAGGCCCCCUCCCCCAGGCCCUGCCCUCUGCCCUGGGCGCGGGGAAUGGGUGCAGCCCCGCCUCGUGUCUGUUGGUGACCCAGCUGCUCAGCGUGGGGAGGCUCACCCCAGCCCCAUCCUGCCCCUUGGCCGUCCAGCUGCGAGGGGCCCCAGAGGCUGAAUGAUCCCGGCUCCUCUCCCGGCCUGCUUCUGACCUGUUUCUGGAGCCCCCCCACCCCUGCCUGCGUCCCUGAGCCCCCCAGCCCUCUGGCUCCUGUUCAGGAGGGCAGGCCUGGCUGCAGCAGCUGCGUUCAGUGCCCCGGCCCAUGGAGGGGGUCAGUGCAAGACGGGCUGAGGAUGCCCUGGGGCGCACCCUUGGCCAGAGAAGAGUACCUGCCUUUUAGUUGCCAAAAGCAGCAAAGGAGGCGAGGUAGGCAGGCAGGCAGGUCUGUGGCGGGCCGGGGACAGGGGUGCAGUCCCCCAGGGAUGCGCUGCAGCGGAGGGGAGCCUGGCUGGAGCGGCCCUCCCCUCCCAGCCCUAUUGCUAGAGCCAAGUCUGGUGGCUGCCGCCUGCACUCUCCACACUCACUUUUUAACGGAUCUUUUUACUCCGCCUGUCUGCUUGCUCUCUAGCCAGUGACCAAUAAUAAACCAUCCUCCGUGUGCA